AUGGUCGCGUUCGACGCGACCGAGCUGCCGUCGUCGUGGCCGGUGCCCGCGGAGCCUCCCGUGGCCCCAGGAGGGCCCGCUGCGGACAACGAGAAGGAGUGGCUGGACGUCGUGAACGAGAAAAACGAGGUCGUAGGGAAGGAACUGAGGGGCAAGUGCCACAAAGAGGGGAUUCUGCACAGGGCAGUCCACGUGUUUCUGUUCCGGAAGGACGGGUCGCUGCUGAUCCAAAGGAGGUCCGCGAGGAAGAAGCUCGCGCCGACGUGCUGGGACCUAUCCGCCGCGGAGCACCUCAGCGUCGGCGAAUCGUACCUCGAAGCCGCCAGGCGAGGCCUCCAAGAGGAGCUGGGCGUCUCCGUGGACCUUGCAAGCAUCGAAGUGCUGGACGAGCCGCACGAACGGAGGCUCCAGGUGCCGGAGAUCGGCGUCGACGACCACGAGAUGGUCCAGGCCGUGGCCGUGCGCGGUUACGAAGGCGACGUCACGCCGGACUUCGUGGAGGUGUCGGAGGUGCGGUGGGUGGACCCUCGGUGCGUGUGGGCGGACAUGGCGGGCGAACCAGACAGCUACACAGAGUGGUUCCGCGGGCAAGCGAUGCGGCUCGGGUGGCGCUCCAGCGCCACCGCGGAGCUCUACUAG
Molecule: messenger RNA, 639 nt
Organism: Pedinophyceae sp. YPF-701
Lineage: Eukaryota; Viridiplantae; Chlorophyta; Pedinophyceae
Source: the annotation of a GenBank genome assembly